Messenger RNA from Rhinolophus ferrumequinum (greater horseshoe bat), 3012 nucleotides. It is a transcript of the gene CTNNBIP1, whose product is annotated as catenin beta interacting protein 1. Gene Ontology annotation, biological process: negative regulation of Wnt signaling pathway. Gene Ontology annotation, molecular function: beta-catenin binding. The transcript is spliced from 6 exons. The coding region runs from base 164 to 772 and encodes 202 amino acids. Lineage: Eukaryota; Metazoa; Chordata; Mammalia; Chiroptera; Rhinolophidae. Gene Ontology annotation, cellular component: beta-catenin destruction complex; nucleus; cytosol. The record is from RefSeq and is a predicted model, not a curated record.
CGACGCCGUCGCUCAAGCUGAGCGCGCCCCGGAACAGGCCGCCGCGCGCUGCGCACGGACCCGCAGCCCCCGCCGGCCAGGCCGGGUCGGGCGGCCCAGCACAGAUCUCAAUUGGACUUGGUGACUAACCGCAGGGGAGGAGGGUGACCUGCUUCUGCCGGAAAUGACAGGCGAGCACAGCCGCAGUCAGCACCUUCUCCCAGAGGUGUUGGUGCAGAUUCCCCGGGCUGGCCAGACACACAGGGCCGCACCUUCCUAUUUCUCCCCGGCCACAGCCCGCCCAUCCCAGUUGAGCACCUGUUUGCCUGAAGUUAAUUUCCAGAGCAGGAGUCUCCAGAGCUGGCCAGGGGAUGAACCGCGAGGGGGCCCCCGGGAAGAGUCCGGAGGAGAUGUACAUUCAGCAGAAGGUCCGCGUGCUGCUCAUGCUGAGAAAGAUGGGGUCAAACCUGACGGCCAGCGAGGAAGAGUUCCUGCGCACCUACGCGGGGGUGGUCAGCAGCCAGCUCAGCCAGCUGCCACAGCACUCCAUCGACCAGGGUGCAGAGGAUGUGGUGAUGGCGUUUUCCAGAUCGGAGACGGAGGACCGGAGGCAGUAGCUGUGAACCCCUUGGAACACGCUGGAAGCUGGCACAGGCCAAGAGAUCUGUGUGGACCUCGGCCGGCUGAGUGGCAGCAGGUCCCCUUCCCCACCCCUGCCCCACUCCACCCCACCCUACCCCAUGGCCACUCAGCGGGGCUGGCAUCGAGGGAGACACCAGUGAUGCAGUUAUGAUUGGCUUGAAGGGACGGACUCACGAUUGGCUGCAGGAAGAAACCUUUUUAUUUUUAAAUCUUGACCAAUGGAAACCUUUUAUUUUUAUUUCUGACUCUUUAUUUUUUUUAAAAUUUGCGCCUCGGUAUAUGGCUUCCCAGGAAGCUCUCCGAGCUCUGGUGCUUUAUUUAGGUCAUGUUUUAGGAAUGUGAAGAGGUCGGAUUGGCUGCUCAAACUGGAAAUGGAUUUUGAUUGGCUGGCUAAUGGGAAACUUUUUUUUUCUUUGAUUGGCUGCAGGUGUUCUGCUGGGAGCAACAGCUUCUCUCUUUUGAAUGCUGAAAACAGGGUUUGGGACAUUGGUUGUUAUAUUUGACUUGAAAAAAAAAAGAAACCAAGUGCGCUUUGCAAUAUUUAUUACACAAAGAGCUUGCUGCUGCUUUCACAUGCUCUGUUUAUGUUUGCAUUUGAUUGGCUUUCCAUACGUGUGUUUGGUUUCCCAUUGGCUCACCCCUGACACCCGUUGCCAUGGCCUCACCGCCACUCUGCUGUGCACGGUCCCUCUGCAGCCCAGGGUCCACCUGGAAAGUGCAUUUCCUUUAAUGACCACACCUGGCUCCACCAGCAAGGGGACCUUGAGAACCCCAAGCAGGGUCCACAGCUGGAAAACACGGUUCCCAAGGAGGUUGGUGUUGUCGUGAAGGAGCAGCCCAGGACUUAGAGGUGACUAUUAGCCAGGAUGUAUGUGCAUCACUUCCAGGAAUUGGCAGCCAGCCAGCUUCCUUAGGCGAGAAUAGAAUUGCUUGACUGUCCGGGCCUCUCCGGCCUGCUCGUGCUGAGCAGAGGCGCUACACUGGGUGGAUGGCUCUGCCUUUCGCCAUUUCCUCCAUAUCCCUCUUCCUGAGGCCUCACCUGGGGGUUCCUCCUGUAAGGACAGGAGCUGCUCCCUCACCUGGGGGUUCCUCCUGUAAGGACAGGAGCUGCUCCCUCACAUGGGGGUUCCUCCUGUAAGGACAGUGUAGCACAGGCUUUGGCCCCGGAGUCCAGAACCCACACAACAGCCCCAGCUUGGCUCGCAAAGCCCGGGAGCCUUUGGCUCCAAACACCCACCCCUGACCUCCCCCAGCCAUGCUCCCAAGGUGUCUGCUGCAGGGACAGUAGGUCCUGGCCGGCUGGAGUUCCCUUAUCCGAGGCCGGUGCCCCUCACUGCUGGGCCUUCUGAAGGGUGUCUCUCUAUGUCAGCCUGGAAGGAACAGCGUCAUUGUUUAGUUGUGAAGUGCAUCACUGGGCAAGGCCCACCAGGCUGGUCCUCAAUCCUGACCCCAGAAACCCAGAGCAGCGGUCUUUGAAUGGCUGCAGGUACCCCACGUCUUCCCACUUGCCUUCCGCCUUCCCCUGCAGGCGGCCUGCCCUCUCCCUGCAUCUCUCACAGGAGUGGAAUCUAGGUGGGGAGGUAGAGGAAGAAGCAGGCCUGGGGAGGGGACGCCACCACCCUCCCCCUGAGGUAGUUGGCUCAGGCCCUCUUCUUGCCUGCUUACCCAGAGCCAGGAGAAGACUCUCAGAGCCAAAUACCCGCUUCUCAGGGCUUGGGGCUGUCGUGGAGCAACGGAGCUAAAUGCCAGUGUGUCCCAGGCCUGAGACACACUGGAGAGCCCGACGGCUGGUGGAUGCUUCCUGGUGCUGGGUCUUGCCCCAGAAGGAGGACUUGCGUGUCAUGGCCUAGACACCGCAUCCUCCACACACGGCCCCUGGCCCUAGUCAGUUGACCGUUAACUGCAAAGGCCAUCGGUCCCCAGGAGACGAGGACUGUGGGGACCCCAGCAGGGGCCCGAGAACAUCUUCCUCCAGGGAGGGAGUGCAUGUGUGCACGUGCAUGAGUGAGCACACACACACACCCACACACUCACAUGCACACUCAGCUCAGUGGCCUGCAGCUCCAGCUGAGCCCCUGGGGAAAGGUGAGUUUUUUCAGUCCCUCUCCCCCCCCAGGUUGUAAUAUCUGUUAUCAGGUGUAGAUGCCAGUGUUGCUGGCUGCCCCCUCUCUUUGUACCUGUAGCUCCCGCAAAGGGUCUGUGUCCUGGCCCUUGGUGUGUUUUCUGCCCCAGCCUGUCUUUGUCAAGGUCAUGGGCCUUCCUCUUGUAACAGUGACAGUCCUGAUCUGUCUCAUCUUCUGAAGAAAAGUGAAAGUGUUGCCGUGGCUUCUUAUUUCAACUAAAAAUAUAUAUGUUGGAGAGAAAAAUUAACAAUAAAGAUUUUUAAUAGCU